Pieris brassicae (large cabbage white) is the source of this 2530-nucleotide messenger RNA. It is a transcript of the gene Mmp1, whose product is annotated as matrix metalloproteinase-2. Gene Ontology annotation, biological process: extracellular matrix organization; proteolysis; collagen catabolic process. The record is from RefSeq and is a predicted model, not a curated record. Gene Ontology annotation, molecular function: metalloendopeptidase activity; zinc ion binding. The transcript has 14 exons. The coding region runs from base 344 to 2035 and encodes 563 amino acids. Gene Ontology annotation, cellular component: extracellular matrix. Lineage: Eukaryota; Metazoa; Arthropoda; Insecta; Lepidoptera; Pieridae.
GUCGUGCGAUAGGUUGUGCCUUCGAAGGCACUACGAUCGCUCGUGCCGGUCACCAAGACAUAUUUUCUUUGAAAUUUCGUGUAAUUGCAAAGAAAAGUGAACCUGUGAGUGAACUUCACAUAUCGAACGUGUUCAUUAGUGAAUUUAUGAGGAUUUUGUGAGCUCGGAAUUUUAUACAGAUAAUAAAACUCCGAGGCGCUACAUAUCGAAAUAUAAAUGACUACUAGAUAUUUAUAAGAACAUAUAAAAAUAUUAGUAACCGUAUUGGUUAAUAUACAUUUUUGAUAAGUAUGAGAUAUAGUUAAUAAAAGAAAGAAUAGCAAAUUACUAUUAAUAGAAAUAAAUGUAUUCAGCAAGAGAGAGCAUAUCAUCAAAUAUGGCGUUCAUAAGCAAGAAUAGUUUAAGAAUUUUGUGGACCUCAGUAGCGGCCCUAAUAUUCCUAACAAGAAGUAGUGCAGCACCUACGUUUGGCGGCACAGAUAAAGCAAUGUCUAACUAUGACAUUGACUUCCAGAUGUACUUAGCUCAAUAUGGCUACCUCAGCCCAUCUGUGAAGAAUCCCUCCAGUGGGCAUAUUAUGGAUGAAAGUUCUUGGAGACGAGCAAUUGCAGAGUUCCAGAGCUUUGCUGGAUUGAAUACGACAGGUGAACUGGAUGACGAGACGAUUAAUGUGAUGUCAUUACCAAGAUGCGGUGUUCGUGAUAAGGUGGGCUUUGGUGAAAGCCGAGCGAAGCGAUACGCACUUCAAGGCUCCAGAUGGCGUGUGAAGAAUCUAACAUACAAGAUCUCAAAGUACCCAGCAAGGCUGAAUCGCGCUGAAGUGGACGCGGAAUUAGCCAAAGCUUUUUCUGUUUGGGCUGACUACACCGACCUAACAUUUACUCAGAAAGGAAAAGGACAAGUACACAUUGAAAUAAGGUUUGAGAAAGGUGAGCACGGUGAUGGUGAUCCCUUCGACGGACCUGGUGGUACUCUUGCCCACGCCUAUUUCCCUGUGUACGGUGGCGAUGCCCAUUUCGACGAUGCGGAAGUGUGGUCUAUCAAUUCAAAACGAGGAACAAACCUUUUCCAAGUAGCCGCCCACGAAUUUGGUCACUCGCUGGGACUUUCCCACAGCGAUGUAAGAUCAGCUCUGAUGGCACCCUUCUAUAGGGGCUAUGACCCCGCCUUCCAGUUGGACCAAGAUGAUAUUCAGGGGAUUCAGGCUCUAUACGGGCACAAAUCCCAAAUCGACAUCGGAGGUGGUUUCUCCCAAAACCCGAAAAUCCCUCGCGCUACAACUCAACAGCCGGCAUCAGAAGAUCCCGCUUUGUGUUCCGACCCCAGCUUUGACACCAUCUUCAACUCCGCUGACGGCGCUACAUUUAUUUUCAAAGGCGAACACUAUUGGAAGCUAACAGAAAACGGAGUAGCAGCUGGCUAUCCUCGCCUCAUCUCUCGGGCAUGGCCUGGUCUCCCUGGCAACAUCGAUGCUGCCUUCACAUACAAGAACGGGAAAACCUAUUUCUUUAAGGGAUCUAAGUACUGGAGGUAUAACGGACAGAAAGUGGACGGUGACUAUCCCAAGGACAUUAGUGAAGGCUUCACAGGUAUCCCAGAUAACAUAGAUGCAGCUUUAGUCUGGUCUGGUAACGGCAAGAUUUACUUCUACAAAGGCUCCAAGUUCUGGAGAUUCGACCCAGCGCAACGGCCACCUGUUAAAUCCACUUAUCCAAAACCCUUAUCCAAUUGGGAGGGAAUACCAGACAAUGUGGACGCGGCUCUGCAGUAUACUAACGGAUACACGUACUUCUUCAAGGGUGGCACGUACUGGCGAUUCAAUGAUAGAACUUUCAGCGUGGACACAGACGAUCCAGCGUUCCCCAGGUCAACAGGUUACUGGUGGCUGGGCUGCAGCAGCUCCCCACGAGGGACUGUCGGAGGUAACGCCAGACUCAUUGUUCCACCCGCUGAUGAUGAAGACGUCGGAGAUAUACUCUUCGACGCAGGUGUAAAAUCAUCCGCUCCCAGAUCGUUCUUCUGGUUCAGGAAAUAAGUGGAUGUUCCUGAAAUGUACAUAGAAAUAAAAGACUCAAUUAGUUGUAGGGGAAAUGAAAACCAGUGAGAUUAAUUAGCGGUGAAUUUAUACCAGAUGUCAUGUCACGCGUUCUGUAUGGAGCUCAUGAUGGGGCUGGAAAUAGCGGAUUCGUGGCGAAUUCCAAUAUCUGGACUCUGGGUCUGGCUCUGGCGGUAGCGCUAUGCUCCCGUUGCGCCUAGCACUGCUGCCAGACUGUCUCUCUGUGUUCAUCUGUCUUCUGCCAAGUGAUUAAUGCAACUGUCAAGUGUCAAACGUCACUAGUGUAUCAAACGCAUUCGAUGUAUAGUGUAUAGCGAAUGCCGUGCUGUGAUGAGUGCGAACUUUUUUAUAUCGAUGCGUGAACAAUAAUUUAAUAAAAGUCAUAGUUUUUAUACUUAAUAAAUAGAUGAUGUAAGCUUGUGUGUGAUAUUGACGUUAGUGAUUUUGUAUUAAAAUUUAAACCAUUUAAAUGAC